GUGCACGGACAUGAUGGUAAUCAAUAACUCAUCAGUGACUCAGCAGAAGGAUCCCGGGUGAGAUCUGUGCAUUUACUGACCUAUUUUCUCUCCUCCUUCUAUACACCGCCAAGCAGUCACCUAAGCGAACCUAUGCUUUAAGGUGCAAUAAUUCCAGUAACGUUUGCUUUCGACACGAGUUAUUCCAUUCCCAUGAUGCCGAGAGGCUGGAUCCCAGGUGCGGUUUUCCCCGUGGUCUGCGGCGAGCGGAUGCAUCCUGGCCGAGACGAACAGACGGAGGAGGAGCAGCGGAACGCGACAAGUGGCACUAGGUGCGAGGAGCUGUGGCGGCUCUCGCACGGUCCGGCUGAACUGCGGGACACCGCACCUGCUUUCGGCAGAGGCGCCUCGGUGCCUUGCCAAGCCAAGCAGCGCCAGGUGGCGCGGGAGGAGCCGCUCCACCGGCGCCGUGACCGGGCUAAUGUCACCCGGCGCCGUUGCUGCUCCGGCCGCCCCGCGGGGCCGCUGCCGUUAACGGAGCUGCGGCGGGUGCGGGGAAAGGGACGAGCAUCACCGCGGAGAAGGCGGCUCAGCCCCCCUGCCGGACCCCCGGGAGCGAGAGACGGGCCCGCCCCCAGCGCCGCUCGGCCGCCAUACUGCGGGGCAACCCAAACUUGUUACACACGGGCACCAACUCCUCCUCCUACGCCUGCCCUUCCCGCCGCCCUGCCCCCGCCGCCGCGGGAGGAGGGGGCUGCGCCGGCCCAACCCCAGCCGCGGGGACGGCGCCGAGGCGGGCGGGGGCCGUGCGAGGGGAGCGCCGCAGCCCCCCGCAGAAAGGACGUGUUUCUGACACCUUCCCAGCUCUGGCGUGUGCAGGAGGCUCCAAAGGGUGGCAGCCUGAUUUAUUUCUCUAGCAAACAGAAGAAUGCACUCAGUCACACUUCUCAGCAGCUCUGCAGCCUGUGGAGCGUGUGGGCAGUCUCUGUAUGCAGCAUCCUGGAAAAUGUGCGUUCUCUUGAAGUGAUCUGCUGAAAAGCACGUACUUGUACAGUUGUUCCAGCCUCCCUUGUUGCAUUGCUCUCAAAGGCUGAAAUGCCUGGUCUCUAAUGCUCCCUGGGGUCUCCAUUUCGUAUGCCAAAGAAACGCUACCUGCUGCAGUUACCCAUUGAACUCCGAAGAGCAAGGACACUGAAGAUGGCCCUGUCUGCUUUUUAUGCAGCUUGGGGUCUGUUUCUAGAAGUGGCAAUAGCAUUUGGCCCAGUACCGAGGAUCACUUGGGAACACAAAGAGGUCCAGCUAAUACAUUUUAAUGAAUCAAAAGUGUCAAACUAUUCAACCUUGCUGUUAAGUGAAGACAAAAACGUUCUCUAUGUAGGAGCCAGGGAAGUGAUCUUUGCCUUAAAUGCAGUGAAUAUUGCUGAGAAGCAGCACGAGUUACACUGGAAGGUCACAGAAGAUAAAAGGACUAAAUGUGCAGUCAAGGGCAAAUCAGAACAGACAGAAUGUCGUAACUACGUGCGCGUCUUGCAACAGCUGAAUGAUACUUUCCUCUAUGUGUGCGGAACUAAUGCAUUUCAGCCAACGUGUGAUUACCUGAAUUUAAUUUCAUUUGAACUUGGAGGUAAAAAUGAAGAUGGUAAGGGCAGAUGUCCAUUUGAUCCUGCUCAAAGCUACACAUCCGUUAUGGUUGAUGAGGAGCUUUAUUCUGGGACUUCCUACAAUUUUUUGGGAAGUGAACCUAUUAUUUCACGGCACUCUCAUCAGAGCCCUCUGAGAACAGAGUAUGCAAUACCUUGGCUUAAUGAGCCCAACUUUGUUUUUGCUGAUGUGAUAAGAGCAGAUCCAAACAGCACAGAUGGAGAAGACGACAAGAUAUACUUCUUUUUCACUGAGGUGUCUGUGGAGUAUGAAUUUGUUGGAAAAUUGAUGAUUCCAAGAAUAGCUAGAGUAUGCAAGAGGGACCAAGGAGGAUUAAGGACCUUGCAGAAAAAAUGGACUUCAUUUCUCAAGGCCAGACUGAUCUGUACCAUCCCUGAUAAGAAUUUAAUUUUCAAUGUUAUCAAUGAUGUUUUUAUUCUCAAAUCUCCGACUUUGAAGGAACCAGUGAUAUAUGGAGUCUUCACCCCACAACUGAAUAAUGUGGGACUGUCAGCAGUGUGUGCAUACAAUCUGUCUACUGUAGAAGAGGUUUUCUCAAAAGGAAAAUACAUGCAGAGUGCUACAGUGGAACAGUCUCAUACAAAGUGGGUGCGAUACAAUGGGGAAAUUCCUAAUCCUCGACCUGGUGCGUGUAUCAACAAUGAAGCCAGAGCAUCAAACUACAUGAGUUCUCUGAAUUUACCAGACAAAACAUUGCAGUUUGUUAAAGAUCAUCCUCUAAUGGAUGACUCAGUGACCCCAAUGGGAGACAGACCCCGGCUAGUAAAGCGAGAUGUGAAGUAUACACAGAUUGUAGUUGACAGAGUCAGAGCACUCAAUGGCACCAUCUAUGAUGUUAUGUUCAUCGGUACAGAUCGAGGAGCCUUGCACAAAGCUAUCAGCUAUGAAAAUGGAAUGCAUAUUAUUGAAGAAACACAGCUUUUUCCAAAUUUUGAAUCAGUCCAAACUCUCUUGCUUUCAUCCAAAACAGGCAGAAGAUACCUCUUUGCUGGUUCAAAUUCUGGUGUGGUGCAGUCUCCAGUGGCAUUCUGUGACAAGUAUACCACUUGUGUUGACUGUGUUUUAGCAAGGGAUCCUUACUGUGCUUGGAAACCUCUUGAAGCUUCCUGCACUGAUAUUUUUAAAGAAGGUGAAAUGGAAAGGAACUGGAUUCAAAACAUAGGUGGAGAUGCAUCUUCUUGUUCUGAUAAAGUAAGAGAGAAUCCCCUACAGCAUACAUUCAAGCAUGGGAGCACAGCAGAACUCAAGUGUUCUCAAAAGUCCAAUCUGGCACAGGUAGUUUGGAAGUUCAAAGAUGAUGUGCUGAGAGUGGAGAGUCCCAAGUACCGUCUGCUGGAGAAGGCACUGCUCAUCUUCAAUUUAUCAGAAGGAGACAGUGGUGUUUACCAGUGUUUGUCAGAAGAAAAAGUGAAAAAUAAGAAGUUUUCUCAGGUGCUGGCUAAGCAUGUUUUGGAACUGAAAAAAAUGCAGCAUACCACAGUGGGCCCCACCACGGCAGCCGCACCAACAGAAGGUAAUAGUGAUGUGCCAAAAGUGUCGGCUGUGUCAACCGAGGGGUCCACUGCUCACAUCUCGACCACUCACAUGGUACCAGUAACAACAGCAAGGAUAUUAACUAAGCCCAUUGGCCCUGUCCUAACGAGUGUAGCCUCCAACACAGAGCUCUUCAAUUCAAUUCCUGACGCAGUCCCCGAAAAGACAAUGUUCCUCAAGUCAAAUGAUAACUUCCUGUUGAUGUUCCUCUUCCUCUUCUUUUUCAUUCUCUUUUUGUGCCUGCUCUCCUACAACUGUUACAAAGGGUACUUGCCAGGGCAGUGCUUGAAAUUUCGCUCUGUGAUGCUGCUUGGUAAGAAGAAAACGAAGUCAGAUUUUUCUGAUUGCGAGCAAAGCGUGAAAGAGACGCUGGUGGAGCAGGGCAGUGUCAGCCACCAGAGCGGGGAGCAGCCCAAGCCUGCGCACGACACCGGCUACGAGACGGAGCCUGACUGUGGGAACAGCCAGCUGCAGGCUGGGGAUUCGCAGGCGUCCCGUGAGGCCAAGGACAAGCCCUUCGACGUCAAGUGCGAGCUCAAGUACGCCGACUCGGAUGUGGAGGGGGACUGAAGGAGCCCACCGUCCCUCUCAGUGGCAGAAGUGAGCUGUGGUCCUGCGGCUGGCUAUUUGAGCACGGAGAGCCUGGGUGUGACAGCUAAGCCAUAGCAGGGGUUACAUGCUUAAGCUGUACAGCAAGCCAAUUUUCGUUUGGAUCUCAACAGAUUAGAGAAGUGGUGUACUUGUCUGGAGACCAUAGCAUCUUGUGUUGUACUGUGUUUUUUUAUGUUCUUUUCAAAUGGCCAGUUUCAGAUCACCACUUGUUUGUUCCCAAUUUUACCCCCACUGAGCACUUUGCUCUAGUGAAGCUACUUGCUUGUUCUUUGGCCAUAUUCUUCGAUAGAGUAAAAGUAACUUUAUAAUUCAGUUGGCUUUAAAAAGUACUUCAGUCUUCACAUAUAUUUAGUUGCCAUUAAAAAAAGAUCUAGUUUCAUUUUAAUUCCAAAUUGGAAAUUGAGUUUAGUUUAUCAGAUUGGUAAAUUAUAGACUUUUGUCCAGAUUGGGACAUUUUUUUUCUUUGCUUCUAGUGAUUGUUUUUAGUUUUAUGCUUUGUGUUUUGGCACACUAGAUCUCUUUAGUUGGUUAAAGUUAAUUAUUUUAACUGCUCUAUAAGUAUCUUAGAUUUUAAGGUAUAAUGGGGAUAGCAUUGCCUUGAUUUGUGUAAGACUCAGGGAUAAUCUUGUUUAAAGGCUCUUUUCUUUGCUGCUUUCUAGAAAUGUAGGUACAACAGUAUCAGUACGAAACAUGGAGUAAGUGGGGAAUGGGGAAGGAGGAAACAAUUGCUUUUUUUUUUUUUUUUUUUUUUUUUUCCUCCCCCCCACCAGCCAGCCAGCUGGACAUAGUCACAUUUUAUUUUCUAUACAAAACUGGAUUUAUUUUUUUUUUCUUUAGUUUAUAGAACAGUACAGGCAAGCAACUGUCAGUUAGCAGUGACACGGAAAGAGAUUUCUUGCAUUAUGGAAGCAAAACAGGAAUCAAGAAGAAUUAACUCCAACAAUUCAGCUGGUGACUCACCGGAAUGGACUGUUAGGACACAGCCUGAUGAGAAAACAUUGCUGUUUUUUUUUCUUCUUUUCAGAUUCAGAAAUAACUCUGCUUCUUUUUGUGACAAAUACUUGCAGCGUCACCCUUUCUGGAUGAUACCUUCACUCUCCUAUGCAACUGGAGACUGAAACUGAAGCUGCUUAAACAAUCAGUCCUUUGAACUCUUUUAUGUGAAUCAUGCCUGCUAACGUGAAAGUGUGCAUUUGUUCUCAGCCUGGUUCACAGCAGCACUGUUUGUCUGUAAAAGCAUUUUAUGUGUGCAGUACAGUCCUGAAGAAUUGUUCCUUUCACUGCUUCUUUCUGUAAAUAUUGCUAGAAGUAGAAUACAUUUUAACAGUAAAUAGCAGUAUGCCUGGGCUGCUUUUCUGUGUUCAACUUUCAUGCAAACAUAAUUUAGACCAUCUUAGUGUAAACAGUUUAUAUUUUAUAAGAUUCAGUUUGGUUUUAUUUUUCUAUUUUUAAUUAUGUACAUAUAACAGAAUAAAUAUUAAAAUAAAUUGUAUU
Poecile atricapillus (Black-capped chickadee) is the source of this 5280-nucleotide messenger RNA. RefSeq names its product semaphorin 4D (gene SEMA4D). Gene Ontology annotation, biological process: positive regulation of cell migration; axon guidance; positive regulation of GTPase activity. NCBI's taxonomy places the organism in Eukaryota, Metazoa, Chordata, Aves, Passeriformes, Paridae. The transcript has 16 exons. The record is from RefSeq and is a predicted model, not a curated record. The coding region runs from base 1114 to 3744 and encodes 876 amino acids. Gene Ontology annotation, molecular function: semaphorin receptor binding; chemorepellent activity.